Molecule: messenger RNA, 1436 nt
Organism: Cotesia congregata
Lineage: Eukaryota; Metazoa; Arthropoda; Insecta; Hymenoptera; Braconidae
Source: the annotation of a GenBank genome assembly
AUGAUGGAUGACAGUACCGGACAAACGUAUGUUAAAGUAUUAUUUUUUGCUAGUGCUCGUGAAAUUGCUGGUGUUAAAGAAUCUAAAAUAUUAAUCUCUAGACAUAUUAAUUCUACUGAAUUGCUGGAAAGAAUUGUUUCAAUAUUUGGAUUGGAAAGUAUACGCAGUAACGUUAUUCUCGCAGUUAACGAAGAAUUUAUUUCAAAUGAUGUCAAGCUUGAACUCUGUGACAGAGAUGAAGUCGCAAUCAUCCCACCGCUCAGUGGAGGUUCGUAUUUUUUUAUUUUUCGUAAUUAUGCUAAUGUGAAGGAGCCAAAAAAUAUAAUUAAACUCCAAAAAGAUAAGCUAGAGGUUGAUGAAAUUGUCAAGAGUGUUAUUUCACCAUCAUGUGGUGCAAUAUCGACGUUUAUUGGAACAACUCGUGAUAAUUUUGAGUCUAAAAAAGUUGUUAAACUUACGUAUGAAGCUUACGAGCCAAUGGCAGUUAAAGAAAUGACAAAUAUUUGCGAAAAAAUUCGAGCCAAGUGGGAUGUUAAGCAUAUCGCUAUUUUUCAUCGCUUGGGGGAAGUACCAGUGUGUGAGAGCAGUGUAGCCAUUGCUAUUUCUUCUCCUCAUCGUCGAGAAUCACUGCAAGCCGUUGAGUUUGCUAUUGAUACUCUGAAAUCAUCAGUUCCGAUUUGGAAAAAAGAGGUUUAUGACGACCAACAGUCGACCUGGAAGGAGAACAAAGAAUAUGAUAAGAUAGUAAUUCCCAAAAAAGAACCGCUAGAUUGUAUCCAAGAGCCUUUGGCGGAAGAUAAUGGUGUACUGUCUGAUGAGGAUGACUGCAAUAAAAAUGAGAUAAUUCCAGAUCAAAUCCAAGUUAAAGCUAGCGCUGAUGAACUCAAAAGAAGAAUUGAUUCUUUUAUUUCGAGGAAACGUCAACAUGUAAAUAGUGUAAAUGUUCAAGAAUUUUGCCAAUAUAGGUUUUUAAAUGAUCAAGUUGAGGAUUCGUGUGCCAGAGUUGAUGCUAUUUUAAUUCGUCGGAAAGAUUCUAAAAGUCACGUUAAAGUUCAUCGUGUGUAUAACCCGCAUGGACCACAGACAAACUUUUCGUCCUUCAAUGAAUCGAAUCAACAAAACACCAGCGGAAGCUCAGUAUUAGAUGAGAGGUUGUCGGAGUCUGAGAAAUUUCUUGGCAUCUCUAAACCCGUUCCUCGCGAUAUUUAUGAGCGUGUUAAAAAAAUAGAAGACAAAUUACUUUACUUGGAAAGUAUUUCACCUGAAUAUAGAAAUAUUUGCAUUCGACAACAAACAGACAAAGAUGCGGACGACGAUGAUAAGAAUAAUCCCUCAAACAAAAGGACGUUUUCAACUGCUGAGUUAGACACAAAAUUACUGGAACUCGAAAAUAGAUAUGCGAAAAAAUUGAAGUAAGAUCCAGUAAUUUAUUGUAA